Molecule: messenger RNA, 2990 nt
Organism: Coregonus clupeaformis (lake whitefish)
Lineage: Eukaryota; Metazoa; Chordata; Actinopteri; Salmoniformes; Salmonidae
Product: WD repeat and coiled-coil-containing protein
Exons: 4
Coding region: 293-2557 (754 amino acids)
Molecular function (GO): kinase binding
Source: RefSeq, a predicted model, not a curated record
UCUACUUCUAGCUUAGUUAGCUAGCCAGCUAAUAAUACAGUUUGACAUCACAACAACAACACUGAUAUCAGUUCCUCUGUAAAGCCUUGACAACUGGUGUGUAAUUUAACCUACCAGAUCUGCAUUGCUAAGGUCAUUUGGACUAAUCAGCUCAGCUCUGGCCUGGCCAUGGGGUGUAACCCUCAGGCAGAGGGGAUUAGGGAUUCACGUCGCCAGAGGCACAGGACAAGAUAGGCUUGUCCUAUUCUUAGUGUGGGAUGGCAGUCAAGUCUGUACUUGCUUGGCUGUCAGUAUGGAACUGGGCAAAGCCAAGUUGCUGAGGUCAGGUCUGAACACGCUACACCAAGCCAUCCACCCCGUCCACGGAAUAGCCUGGACUGACGGGAAGCAGGUCUGCCUCACCUCCCUCUACUACGCCAACUGCGAAGUCAAAUUCGGCGACACCAACGUCAUCGGUCAAUUUGAGCAUGUCUUCGGCCUCUCCUGGGGCCCUCUGUGCUGUUCCGGCGCUCCUGCCCUGUUGGCCGUCCAACACAAGAAACAUGUCACAGUGUGGCAGCUGCAGCUCAGCGCUCUGGAACAGAACAAGCUGCUCUGCACUCAGACCUGUGAGAUGAGUGAACCAUUCCCCCUGCUGUCUGAGGGAUGUGUCUGGCAUCCCAAGAUGGACAUCCUUUCUGUCCUCACUAAGAAAGACGCCUCUGUGCUGUUCUGCGUCCGCAUGGACAACCGUAGAGUCAAGGCUGAUAUUAAAGGCAGUGGACUCAUCCACUGUGCCUGCUGGACCAAAGAUGGCACCCGGUUGGUUUUGGCUAUAGGAAGCGCCCUUCACUCCUACAUCUAUAAUGAUGUUCAGAAGAGUCUUUUAGCCUGCUCCUUCUGCCCCAUCUUUGACGUGGGCGGGUACAUCUGUGCUAUCGAGUCGACAGGCGAGGCCCAGGUGGCAGUAGCUACAGAGCUGCCUCUGGAUAGGAUCUGCGGGCUGAAUGCUGGCAUAGCAUUCGACGUGUCCUCAGAUUCAGAGUCCUCCCUACCUGGACAUUCUUCUCCUAUGGUGAUGUUGGACGAGGACGGUUGUAUAGACCCCCGCAGGAGGUCCUUUGACUCUGAGAGGUCCUACCUCUCCUGCUCAGCCUCCGGCGGCCCUAUGGACCUCACCCACCUCCUGGCCAAGCACCGGCGCUCAGACCCUAGUCCACUCAUACACCUGCGCCGCAGGGACCACCUGACUGGCUCCGGACAAGAUUCAUCCCACCUUAUCCUGGUCACCUACGAACGGAAAGUCACCAGCACCAGUAAGAUCAGCAUCCCUGGGAUCCUGGUGCCGGACAUCAUGGCCUUUGACUCCAGAGGUUCCACGGUGGCGGUGGCCUCCAACACGUGUAGCAUGGUGCUGGUCUACUGCAUCACGCCGUCCGUCAUGCCCAAUGUCCAGCAGAUCUCCUUACAGAAAAACGAGAGGCCCAAAGGCAUCUGCUUUCUUAGUGACAAGAUGUUGCUUCUCAUGAUUGGCAUACAUAAGUCCAACGACCCUGCCUUCCUCCCCUCCUCCAAUACGGACAAAUACAUCCUGCGCCUUGCCUCCAAGGAGAUUGUCUACAACGGAGGAACCCCGGCGUCUCCCUCCCCGAACCGGGAAUCCCCCAUUAGACGCCACUCGAAGCAUGUCUUGUCUAAGGACGAGCAGCAGGAGAUUGUGGAGAUUAAGGAGCUGGUGCUGCCGGGAGGAGGUGUAAUCCAGUCCCAUUCUCCAGGGAGUAGCAACAGGAGGCUGGUGGAGGAGGUGAGGAGCCCGGAGCCCAGCUCAGUCGACUUCCCCUACUCUGACCUCUGUCGCCCCUCUGACCAACCUCACUCUAACGCUUCCUCCAUUACGGUCGAAAACUUCGACAUGGAACCCGUCAACCGGAUGACGAUGCUCUCCAUGGCAGGACAGGCUAGCAGGGAGUCAAGUCGAACCUGCUCCCCAUACUACAACCCUAGGGAUAAGCCCCACACAGAGUUCCCCACCCUGCCCAAAACCACCCCCUUGGCCCCCAGGGAGAAGGAGAGGAACCUGGAGCAGCUGUCUCAGAACAUGGAGAGGAUUUUCUCUCGUUUUUCUGAGGUGCAACAGUGUCUGACAGAGAUCAGGGAUUUCACCCGGAACGGCAAAAAGGGUCUGGGGACUAGUUACCCCAACGCCUGUGAACCUCCAUACAUUAACAUUACAUGUCAGAAGCAGCUGUCUGAGAAUGUGUUUAUAGAUGAGAGAAGGCCAGUGUUGCUGUGUGAGGGGAAGCUGUGUCUGAAGGUUCUUCAGGAGCUCUUCAACCUCACUGUAGUAGAGAUGGUGUAUGGUCCGUUGUGGAUAGUCCUGGUAGCGGAUGCAGAGGGCUUUGUGCCCCUGAUUUUUAAACCCAAAGAGGAGUUGACGGUGAGGAACGGAAAGAGGAAAUCUCCCAUCAGAACCCCUGGCAGCCCAGACUCCUUCCCCUCCAGCCCAGUCAAAUCCCACUCCAGCCCCGACAAAUCUCCUUCCAGCCCAGUCAAAUCUUACCCCAACACAGAGACUUGAACACAGCAUAAAUCUCAAAACAGAGACUUCAGCAUAGUGGGAGAGAGCACAGAGCAUGGGACUACCGACUAGCAUAACACAUAGGAGAUGUCAAUGCUUUAUGCAUGCAUAUCUAAAAACUGCACACACGCAAAGACUCAACCCCUCGGCAGCUUUUUAUGAACAAGCAGUACUGGGUGGCAAAUGUUCCUUUUUCAUUUGGGGGAUUAUUUGACACACUUUUGAAAGAAGCACCUUUCAAACAGAUUGUUUACAUUUAGUGCCUUUGGAGAUUAUAUUAGACUUUAUUUGUCUUUGUAUUAUGCCCAUCUGGUUCUAGUUUAAUCAGAGCACUGAAGUAUGAUAGGGCAGCUGCCACCACAUCCCAAAGAGAUUUAUCCUGUUUGUGUGUUAUACGAUUGUAUAUUAUUAAAACCUUCAAAUGUUUAAAAUG